Messenger RNA from Tetrahymena thermophila SB210, 1944 nucleotides. RefSeq names its product transmembrane protein, putative. The record is from RefSeq and is a predicted model, not a curated record. NCBI's taxonomy places the organism in Eukaryota, Ciliophora, Oligohymenophorea, Hymenostomatida, Tetrahymenidae. The transcript has a single exon.
AUGCUAUAUUUCUUUAUAGGAUUGUUAGCUUUCGGAGUAUUAAUUACCCACAUUAUGUCUUUUAAAUGGUUUUAAACUAACUAUGAAAAUAAUUACCAUAAAGUAAUAGAUCUUUGGUUGAAAGACCCAUUUGAGUAACUUUAUUUAAAAGAUAUCAACUAAGAAUGCCUUUUAGAUAUAUUUAACUUGCAAUUUCAGUAUCCAGGAAACUCUGGAUUAUGUACUUGUGUUCUAGAUGAAACCUAAUAUGGAUAAAAUACUAAUAAGGUAAAUAAUAGUAAUAAUAAUCAUCAUCAGAGAAUAUUAUAAGUUUAUAUCGAUGAUUGCACUAAGAUUAGUUGUAAUUCAAUCUAAGUUUCCAAACAAGUUAUUAAACCAAUAAAUAGUGUAAAUUUAAAUUAUUUCUUUAUUAAUCAAGCUAAUAAUGCUGCUGAAAAGCUUUGCGGGCUAAGAAUUCCUAGAUACUCAUUUGCCUUAAAAGCUCCUUUAUAAAAUUAAUGUGAGAGCUAUGAAAAAUAUUGUGAUUUUAAUACUACAAACAAAGAUACAUUUGAUCUUGAUUAAGGGUACUGCAUUCCUAAAGAUAAAGAAUGUUAAAUUUAAGGAGUCAAUCUGGGAGGUUAUACUCAAUCAGUUGUUGAUUAGCUCCCUAUAGUUGAUAUCAGUAUAUCUACCAAAUAAAAAAUUGAAGCUUACAAUGUAAAUGUUUAUAGCACAAUAUACGCAAAAACCUUACUGAACAUGAAUAAUAUAACAUAUGAUUCUCACUAUCAAAAUUUUCUUACUGAAUAAUUUUAAAUUAAUAUUAGUCAUAUGCCAAGAGUUAAGCUUAGAUGUAGAUAAGAACUAUAGUAGAAUCUUAAAUAUUAUAUAGGUCCAGAAAGUACUUUCAAAAUCAGUUUAGUUCUUCUUAUUUUUUCAGUCCUUUCUUGGAUAAUUAACUUUUUUUAUGCUGGGAUAGGAGAUUUAUUUGAUAUGAAUUUGUGCUUAUCUAAUUGUAAAGAAUACUUUGAAGAAAAGAGAGUAUAAAAAAAAUAUUCAACCUUCAAGAAUUUUUUGAUUAUUUUGAAACCUAUUUUGCUCAUAAUAAUAAUGAUAUUAAAUGGUGUCAUGAUUAUUUGUUAUGUAAAUAUGGUCUUAUAUAUGGAGUAUAUGAUCAAUGAUAAAUGUCUAGACUAGUAAAUAAAUUAGGCUGUCAAUUAUAAUACUACAGCAUAAUCAGGAUUUUAUCAAGAAGGCUUAACUUAUGUAGGCUUAAUGCUUGCAGGAAUAUAGUUAUUGUUUGACCAGAUGUUUUAUCUAUCAAUAAAAAAUGUGCUCUUGUAUAUCUUUUCUAAGAUGAAAUGCAAAAAAAGUUUAAAAAAGUCAACAAAAGUUUAAAUAGAAACAGUAACUAUUACUAACCUGAAUCAAGAAAAUCAGAAACAAAAUAAUCAAAAUAAUGUAGCACCGCCAAAAUUAAAUGAUUAGGCAGAAGUAUUAAAGAUAACACCUAUCGCUCCGUAAGAACCAUUUAAUAUGGAUAUCUUUGCAGAUAAAUGUAAGAAAGAAGAAACAAAGAACUUUGAGAAAUAAAAGACAGAAUCGAGCAAAUUAAAAUAUACUAAUUGUUCCAUUUCAAAAUAUCAAGAUGAUGGAUAGAAUAUUUUUUUAACACCUGUUUUUAUUUUAGGGAAAAGCACAUAUAAAAUGUAAAAUGAUAUUGAAAAUAACUUAUAAUAAAAUCAGUUAAUUAGUUUAGACAAUUAAUAAGGGAUUCUUCCUUCAAGCUAACCAAAAUACAAAGACCAAUAUAAUGAUAUUGAAGAUAAAAAGAAUAUUGAUGAUAUAAAACAAUAUAAAAAUAGAAGGCAAUCAGAAAUUUUAUAACCUCCUGAAGCUCCUUUACCUCCUGAGCAGAGUGAAAAAUCUCAAUUUUCUACUCUAAACUUGGAUAAAAUUUGA